This is a messenger RNA of Perkinsus marinus ATCC 50983, 1869 nucleotides long. RefSeq lists its product as hypothetical. The transcript has 2 exons. The record is from RefSeq and is a predicted model, not a curated record. Lineage: Eukaryota; Perkinsozoa; Perkinsida; Perkinsidae. Bases 1 to 1869 code for a protein of 622 amino acids. Gene Ontology annotation, molecular function: catalytic activity.
AUGGGCGACGUAAAUGCUCAUCAUCCAUCUUGGGACUCUUCUUUCACCUCUCCUGAUCGCCGAGGGGAUAUCAUCCAUCAAUGGUUACACGACGCAGGACUUCGUCCACUUCAUAACAUUCAUGACGCCCCAUCCUUCCUCGGUCCCCAUGGAGCCUCUACGGUGGAUUUGGUGGCUAUCUCCAAGUCACUUCUUCAACAAGCAGCGUGCUUGGUACUGGAGUCUGCCCUGGCUAACUCGGACCACUCUCCGUUAAAAACACUCCUCAGCACUCAACCCCGCUUCGCCUUCUAUCAGCAUACUCCCCGCUCCCGUCCAUCUUGGAACUUUAAGAAGGCCGACUGGAACAAGUACCAAUCAUUCGAAGAUCGUGCUCUACUUCACGUGGAUUGGAACCAGUCAGUCGAUCAUAUCAAUGCUGCCCUCUCAAAUAUCAUCCUAGCAGCGGCGAAGCAUUCUGUCCCCCGUGGUAACAUCCCUUCCCACAAGCCCUACUGGUCCGAGGAGUUAAACCGUCUUCGUUUAGCAAAAAAUCGAAUACGUCGGGUUAUCCACUCACGCAGUCGGCUGGGCUUACCAUGGGAUCGACUGCGACAGCAACUCUGGUCUACCUCCCGCGAGUACGCUCAACGUCUCCGUGCCGCCCAACGAGAGCAGUGGGAAUCCUUCACGGGCACAUUGACUUUCUCCUAUCGUACUCAAUGGCGUGUAGCUAAAACCCUAGCUUUUGGUCCCCGGCAACAACGUCCAAUUGUGAUAAACGGCAAGCAGGGCGAGCAUGCGGCCAACUUGUAUGCCAAGUAUCUUUCAGGGUCUAUUUACAAAAGUCGCCUCUCCCCUCGAUCAAGAGCAACCUCGUGGAGAAUGUACCGCAGGUGCUCUAGCGUGCGACGUGUACAGUGCUACCAAGCCCAUCAAGCGGCCAGAUCGCUACCUACUGGGUCAUUAUCUACUCUACCACUGCCUCAACAGGCCGAUAUUGCCCAGGGCUCGGCCUUCAUCCCUGCGGAAUUAACUCGUGCGUUAGACCGUCUUAACCCUACAGCCGCCCCUGGCCCAGACAAUUUGCUUCCGCGUUUCUUUAUUCUCUCAUCUCAUAAUAUGCUCUCAGCUUUGCUUCGUCUUAUCAACCGUUCGUUCUUGUCGAUACAGGUUCCGUCAGCCUGGCGCUAUGCACGGGUUAUUCUGCUACCAAAAACCCCCACAGCUACAGAUGUUGCGGAUUACCGUCCUAUCUCGGUUACUAAUGUUGUGGCUCGUAUUGCAGAGAGUAUGGUCCUUUACCGUAUGGAAUGGGAACUUGAACGGCGCCCUUCUGCGAUCGACACCCCUCCCCUCAACCCUCAUCAACAUGGCUUCCGCUCCUUCCGUUCUAGUGCUGAACAACUUGCUUACGUCCAUGCCUCUAUUAGAUCACAGAUGGCGAACGGGUACAUCACUGGCCUUCUCUCACUAGACUGGCGGAAGGCUUAUGACACAGUGACUCUGCAAGUUCUUCUGCAGCGUCUGACUACAAAACCUAUCCACCCUCUCCUUUGCUCCUGGACAGGAGCUUUCCUCCGAGGACGACGCUUCUUCGUAGAUAUCGCAGGCGCCCGCUCUUCUUCUGUAAAGCAGAGUCAGGGGCUUCCUCAAGGAUGCCUCAUGUCGCCCUUGUUAUGGGCUAUCUACGUGGAUUCCUUGCUAGAUGAGCUCCAACGUUUAUGUGCCACUACUACUCACCCCGCUUACCGAUUGUGUGGUUUUGCUGCGUAUGCCGACGAUGUGUGUCUCUGGGCUUCUGCUCGCACCCAAGAACAGCUCGGGUUGGCCGGAUCCACACCUCGCCUCUUCACCGACUGUGCCUUCAACAUGGCAAUAGCUACUUAA